Messenger RNA from Gryllus bimaculatus (two-spotted cricket), 6733 nucleotides. NCBI's taxonomy places the organism in Eukaryota, Metazoa, Arthropoda, Insecta, Orthoptera, Gryllidae. The record is from the annotation of a GenBank genome assembly.
AAAGAAAAAUUUAGAGCUUAAAGAAUGUAAUUCCCCUGAGUUGGUUAACAUGGCACUGUCUAGGAGUGUUUAGUAUUACAUUAAAAAGAGUUGUGCUGCAGAGUAGAAUGGCUUUUUCUAAUCAAUACCUAGGUGAUUUACGCUUACCUUUCAAAUAUUUUGAAUGUUUUAGGAACGUCAAUAAUUUCUAUGAACGAUUUUAGUUAUAAUAUCAGCCCAGCAACGAAUUCAAGAUGUUUGCUACUAAACGUAAAUAUGCUACUGAUAUGGAUGAAGAAGGGAAUUCCAAAAAUGCAAAGCUUGCACAAGCUGGUAGUCCUAAAGAAUCAAAUUUUACAAGAUUUUCAAGUGACUCUGCUGAAGGCAAUACGGACCUCAGUGAAGAAUUUGAAAAUGCAGCAGAUUUAAAAAAUGAUUAUUGUGAAGAUUUAGAUGAUGAUGAUGAUGAUGACGACGACGAGGUGAAUAUGAAAGAAGAACCAAAGAAACCAGAUGGUGUUAAAACUCCAGAUCGUUUGUCAGACUUCGAUGAUCCAGAUUCUGCUGCAAUGGCACUGAGGGAAUUUGAUGUUCUUGAUGAAUUUGAUCAUGAUGAAAAUGAUGAUCAAGAGUCUGACAAUCAAUCAGAAAGGAGUUACGAUUCUGAUGUUCCAGAUGAGGAAAUUGAGGCAAUGUUGGAAGAGGGACUUCCAGAAGAAUUUAAAAGAAAGAAGAAACAAGUUAAUGUAAAGGAAGGUGAAGGAGAAAAUCCGUAUGAACAGCGAGAGAAAAUUGUUCUAGAAGAAAUCGGUCAUAAUCAUUUUGACAUGUUACCUGAAGGAUGGGUACAAGUAACACACAAUAGUGGUAUGCCAAUAUACCUUCAUAAACAAUCACGGGUUUGCACCUUAUCCAAACCAUAUUUUUUAGGACCAGGAAGUGCAAGGAAACAUGAAGUUCCCUUGAGUGCUAUUCCUUGUUUGCAAUAUCGCCGAGCUUUGGAUACAAAAUCCAACCAGCCCAUAGGCUGUCCCAUGCAGGCCCAGCAGCAAACACUUAGCACUGCGUCGACUGGAGAAAUUGAUGAAGUUGCUGUUGCUGGAGAAAACCUGCAGGCACCAUCAAGCAACAAUUUAGUGAAUGGAACACUCCAAGAACUGAUACAAUCAAGCACACCAUCGAUUCCUGUUUUGGAUGCAGCCCUCCCUAAUGCAUCAAUUGAAACAAUACAAGAAAAUAAAGCUACCCAGUCUCUGAAUCAUUUACAAGUAAGAGAAUAUUGCCAAAAGCUUUUCCACUUCAAGACAAUAAAAGUUCUGCGGUUCAAAUCAUGGUCAGAAAGAAGAAAGUUUACAAAGCAGAAGAAGCAACAAAAACAACUACAACGUCCUACUUUGCCAGAAGGAACAAAACUUAUUAAAUUCCCUAUUCAAAAUCCAGGCUUUGAUUAUUUGCUAGAUAAUGCAGGUUAUCGAGAAAGUGGCCAUCCUAAGAAAGAAUGGAUAAUGAACCCUAAUGGAAAAAGUUAUGUUUGCAUACUUCAUGAAUAUGUUCAACAUGCACUAAAGAAACAACCCUCAUACAGCUUUAAAGAACUAGAGAAUGCAGCUACUCCAUAUGCAGCUACAGUAACAAUAAAUGGAAUGCAGUAUGGUGUUGGCUAUGGAACAAGCAAAAAGCAAGCUAAAUCUGAUGCUGCCAAAGCUACUCUUGAAAUAUUAAUUCCAGAGAUGCGUGAUAAAAUUCAAGCUGACGAACGAGUGGGAGCACGAGUCACUCUUAAGGGUCCAGACACUGAUCUUUCUUUCUUUGAUGAAAUCAAGAUUGAAGAUCCUAGAGUGGCAGAAUUGUGUGCUAAAACAACUGAACCAUCUCCAUAUGCAAUAUUACUUACAUGUCUGCAAAGAAAUUUUGGACUUGGAGAAAUGCAUAUCAAGUACGAAGUUAAUACUUUGCGGCAUCAGAAAAACGAAUUUACUAUGACUGUUGGUCGUCACACUGCCAAAGUUAUCUGUAAAAAUAAACGGGAUGGAAAGCAACGUGCUUCUCAGGCUAUCUUACAAGCAUUGCAUCCUCACAUUACAAGUUGGGGGUCUCUGCUUCGCUUGUAUGGGAGCCGAUCUGUGAAAAGUAUUAAAGAGAAAAAACAGGAAGAACAAGAAAUAACACUUCUGCAGAGCAAAGCUGCAGUUAACUCCCCAAACUUCGCAAUCUUGGAAAAACUCAACAAGGAGAUGUUCAAGUUGAGAGAAAUCACUUAUGCUCAGAAGCCUAUUGGUAAAUUUGUGCCCCCAGACGAUGUAGAUCUUCCCUCAGCAUCUGGAGCUGAUCUUAAUAAUGUUGAUCUUUGAGCAUUAUUGUACAAUUUGUCAUGAGAUUUGUAGUAUUGUUUCACGAUUUCUUUUACAACAACAAUGCUGUAAAUGGAGAACUAUACCCAUUUCUAGAAAGGCUGUGGUGUUUUUAUGCCUGUUAUUUUUAUCAAAUAUUGUUGUGCAUUAAGUACUUCAUAAAACAUAAUUUCAUUGUGAUCCUCCGAACCAUUUCAAUUUUUAGUAAAAGGCAUUAUAAAUGAUUGACGAGUGAUUGUAAAUAUAUUUUCAGAAAAUGAAAGGACGUUUUUGUUUGUAUUUAAUCCUUUCUUUAAAGCAUUAUGUGAUGAAGUAAAUGCUUUUUAAAUUCUGCAAAGCAUUUAGUUACAUUAGGUAGCAAAUGAAAUAGUAAUUUAUUUGAUCAAAAGAUACCUCUUACUCAUCUGAUGCUCAAUGACUUUGGUUACACAUUAAAAGGUGCUUAGAUGAAUAUUCCAUGUAAUGUGAUAAUUUUGUCUGUGGCAGGGACCAUAUGGUAUGGAUUUCAGUUUUAAAAUAUUAAAUAACUGUUACUGUCUAAGUAUUGUAGUUAUAGCUCUUCAGAAAGAUAAUACUGACUCAUCAUUGUAGUGGUCUUCCAGAGAAUAAUUAUUUAUAUCCAGUGUAAUGUACUCUGGAAUUAUGUUAAAAGGCCCAAGAUAAUGGAUUCAAUCUGGUAAACACUGCAUGUGAGGUGUUUUGGUGUACUCAACCAGAAUCUUCCCAACUCUUCCCUCGAUUUUGCGUAACUAUGCCUAUUUCUCAGGUAAAAUAACAACAAAUGUGAAAGGGAAACAUUCUACAAUCAGUGGCGUAAGUUCAACAGAGGCUGCCGUUGGACCAAUAGAAUAUAGGGGGGCCCCCUAAUUGAAGACGUGUCAUUAAUUUAAUUUUGUAAUGUUAAACUGCAUUUUAGAAGUGAAAAUGUUUAUUAUAAUACACUAUAAGAGAAAAUAAUUUAUUUUUGUAAUUUCAUGACAUAAUUUAAAUUUUGAUCUUUUCUUUGCAUUUACAAAUUUAUCACCAUCAUAAAUAUUAUUUUUUAACCACAUCGGAUUUUGCAAUCAAUGGAUAAAAUUCAUUAAUUUUUCAGACACUCCUGUGCCAUUUUACUUCAUUAAUUUUUAAUUGGUAAGUGUUAUUUCUGAAGUUUUAUUGGACUGCAAAUUUAAUAUUAUAUGGCACACAGCCACUCUUCCUUUUAAUUUAAUGUUAAUUUGUUUCUGUCUCUCACUCAUUUUUAAACAUUUGUCAAUGGCUUGUGAAAGAACAUCCUCCAUCAAAAUUAUUGCCCGCGAUUGCCGCUAGAGGUCAUGUUAUCUAAGCAAUAGUAACUAGACGUCUAUGCAAUAACUUGUCAGUGUAACUCGGCAAAUAAUUUAUUUAUUUGAUCCCAUGUUUUUGUAGGUAAGAAUUCAUUAUUUAACACUGAAAUUUACUUUUAUUCAGGGGACCCCAGACAUGGUCCUGUCAGUCCUUAUAAAACUUACGCCGCUGGCUACGAUCCAACUUCACACAAAGAACCAAGAAAUAUAUUAUGUUAUCAAUGAAAAUAAACAACCAGAUAAUAUUGUAUACCAAAUUGUAAUGUAGCAUUAAAACAAAUCAAAAUAUUCUUGCAACAGAAUAUUAUCACAAAACAAUUUUAUUUUCUUGUGGUAAUUGGAUAAUUAUUAUUUUUGCAUAAUUAAUAGAUCACAAAUAACGCAGAAUUAAUUAAGACAUGUAUAUUAUUGAUGUAUUGUGAUAGCUAUCUAAAACAAGCGUCAAUUGCUAAGUUGUUUCUUUUACAAUACAUGCUACUGUAAAAUUAUCAUAGUAAUCAGGGAGGAAUAUUCAAGACUGAAAUUGUGAUUAAGGUUAAUUCAAGGGUGCACAGAUAAAGAGAGAAGAAGUUUUUUGUGAAAGGGAAGUGAAGCUGUUAAAGGAGUUACUCAUGACAAAAUCUUAUUCUAUACAAAGAAUUUACCAUUAAAAUAUAGUGAAUUUAUUAUUUUUGAAUAUUGUCUGGUUUUCAUUGAUCACAUAGAAAAUUGUAUUCUUAUUUUUCUUUAAACUCACAUUUAUGACUUUACCUCUCUCUCCCCCCCCCCAACACCAUGAAAUUUGGAGUGUCACCAUUUACUCAUUACCAACGUGGAAACACUUCCAUUCCUAAGACGCUAAGUGGUUGGAGAUUUUCCAGUGACUUUGAGUAGUAAUCAUGUAAACAUACGAGAUUUUUCCUAAAUAACUUAUUUGAAAAAUACGGGAUUGUCUUAUAUUUGCAGAUUAUGCCUAUUCGGGUAGGAUUUGUUUUAACAUUUCCUUUUUUGUCUCCAUGACAUGAAACUAAUGUUAACUUAAAAAUUAGCCGUGAAGACAAAAGUAUCAGAUUUAUGUGUAAUACCUAAUUAUAUUCCCUGACGUGUUGUGAAUUUGCCAGGCAAUUCAAACCGGUAUUUUUGAAUGUGUCAAUACACAGAGAAUCUCAAGCAAAUGGCAUUGUAGGGAAACUCUAUUGAAAAUAAAUUGAAGUUGUUGCUGAGAUUUUGUUCCACAAUACAGUGAUAAACAAAGCUGAAGGUUUGACAGCCAUCUGAGUUUUGGAAGAGGACAAAAUAAAAAAAUCCACUUGUUAGAAGUACACAUUCUACAUUCAAUCAUAGGAAGGAAAAAAGUAUCUUAGCAAAAACUUUCCAAAUUGGAAACUUGCUGCCCACAUUACCUACAAAACAAAGAUGUAUGAAUUCUCACUUCACAACUCUUAUCAGAGAAACAUUAAACAACAUUAAUUUCAAGUACAUUGUGAUAAAAAAAAUAUGAAAGAACAGUUAAAAAUCAGAAGCCACGAACAUAGCUGAGACAGAUCAAAAAUCAUGGUACAGAAGGCAGUGUUAAUUCAGUAUGCAAAACUUUUAGACGGGCUGAAAAGUCAUAGGACGAAAAAGAAAGUAGACAACAACAAUCCAUGUGAAGGCAAAGUGGCUAGUGACAAAAACUAUGAGGAUUUUAAGAAACAAAAAAAUAGUUACACCCAGGUGAUAAGUUUUAACAUUCUCAUCAACAGGACAACUAGUCAAUUAGACAAUUUUAUUUUGACUAAAUAGUAAGAAAUAGUUUGAAAUUUCUCUGAAAGCUUCUUCAAAAUUAGGGUGUUGUCUUACAAUUCAAGUUUUCUUAUAUUUGUGAAAAUUCAGUAAAUGUUGAAAGCUCCCGAAUACACCACUAUUUUGAUGAGCAGUUUCUCUUGGUGUAUAUUAAUCAGUGUGUUCUCAAAUAAAUAAGUUAUUUUCAUUAUGGAGAAAUCCAUAUUGGUGGUACAGGCAGCUUUCAUAUGGAAUACAAGAUUGGAUAAUGUACAAUGUGCAUUUCCUGUUAAGUCACUUAAUUCCCAGCUACCUCCUCCCUAAUAUCAAUCCAUUUUCCAUUGAUUGAUAGUGAUAUGUAAUAUUUCAAUACUGCCCACUCACAGCCCAAAUGCUACCCAGUUUCUUACUGAAAAUAAAUGUUUAAAGAAAUGUACUGAUACAUGAAUUGGACCAGAAAAUGUAAACAUGUUGCAUGCAUUAACUUCUUGUUACAAUUUUAUUGUUGAAAUGGUUUCUAAAAGCUGAAAUGACAAAGUCAUUUUAUUGGAAAUCUUGUUACUUAAAUAAUGUACUCCUAUUCAAUUACUGUGCAGCUGCAAUCAUGUAUGCUCGACAGAUUGUGAUGUUUUGUAAUUUGAUAAAACUUAAGUAACUAUUUUGAAAGUACUUCCUUGUCGGUGCAUUUCUGUAUGUAUAUAUAUAUAUAUAUAUAUGUGUGUGUGUGUGAAAUGUAAUUGCAGUAUUAGUAAGAAUCGAUAGUUGUAGAUUGUUAUUGAUCAAUGUUAAAAGUUUCAGAUGACUGACUGAUUGAGAAAUAAAGCACAAUUGAAUACAAAUGUUUUAUUGCCAACCAAAUUAAUAAAAUUCUGUCAAUGCCAUUUCUCUUCAUCAGACAAUAAGAAUAAUUCAAUUUUAAAGCUGAUCACAUUUGAUUUCUCUCUUGUAUUUUUUCUUAUAUAGUUAAUUUGUUCCAAAGUGCUACAACUCAAGUUGUGUGCGUGUUUGGGAGGGGGGCGGGUUCUGGUAACUUCUAAUAUUGUAAUUCUUUUCAAAGUGAUAAUCCUUUUUUAUCUUCCUUUUGCACAAAUUUUCUGUUUCUAUAAUUUGCAUACCACGCCUCUUCGAUUAAAAAAUAUUCAAGGGAUUGACAAUGUACAAAGAAAACUAUUAAUAUAAUUAAUAUGUGCAGUAUACAGUAGGUAUAAAUAGGUCUUUUAAAUUGAGAUUCAUGUGAAGUUCUUUGUGACAAAUUUGUUGCUAACAAUCAAUGCUGAUUUUUGCAUGACAUUAAUAUUAAUAAGUAAAUUUGAUUACUCGGCUGAAUAAAAUAUU